Tripterygium wilfordii is the source of this 2220-nucleotide messenger RNA. RefSeq names its product beta-amylase 2, chloroplastic. Gene Ontology annotation, molecular function: beta-amylase activity. The coding region runs from base 204 to 1937 and encodes 577 amino acids. The transcript has 9 exons. The record is from RefSeq and is a predicted model, not a curated record. Gene Ontology annotation, biological process: polysaccharide catabolic process. NCBI's taxonomy places the organism in Eukaryota, Viridiplantae, Streptophyta, Magnoliopsida, Celastrales, Celastraceae.
GUCUUUCUUUCCCCGCCACUCUCUCUCUCUUGAAAAGGGCAAAAAGGCAGUCCGAUUUUGGCUUCUCUUCUUCUGUUCAUGCCUCUCUUUAUUUCCAAAGCAAGCAAGAAUCGAAGCUUAGAGGAGAAGUCUCACUUUAGUCUUGUAUUUUCUUUUUCGAUUUCCUGAGAAUCAAACACUGGCUCAGGUGUUUCCACUCGAAAAUGGCUAUUUCUUCAGUUCAAUUCUUGCUUAACUCGAAGUCUCUCAACUUGGUUUUUGCUGCGGUUUCGGCUCCGUCGGUGCUGCCUAGACGAAUUCCCUUGGCUUCUGUGAGAGUAUCUUCUUUGUUGCGGUGGCGCUCAGUGGAGCGAAAUUUGUGUCGUUUUGAUUGCGGUUUUGGGGCAUUUGGUGCUCCGUCUCGGGUAUUGGCUGUCGUGAGGGACAGGGAAGAGAGCACGGAGGCUUAUUCCCUUGGUGGUGAUUCUAUGGACAUUCUUGAUGAUGAUUCUAUGGACAUUGUUGAUAGCAUAGGGGUUGUAGAUGCUCCCCCAAAGUUGCGAGAGCGUGAUUUUGCUGGUACUCCUUAUGUUCCUGUGUAUGUGAUGCUACCUCUCGGAGUGAUCGACAUGAGCUGUAAUGUGGUUGAUCCAGAAGGUCUAACGAAUCAAUUGAGGAUUCUAAAAUCAAUCAAUGUUGAUGGUGUUAUGAUUGAUUGUUGGUGGGGGAUAGUAGAGGCAGAUACUCCACAGCUAUAUAAUUGGAAUGGUUACAAGACGCUGUUCAAGAUUGUACGUGACCUUAAUCUUAAAUUGCAGAUUGUCAUGUCAUUUCAUGAGUGUGGAGGCAAUAUUGGCGAUGAUGUACAUAUUCCACUCCCUCGUUGGGUAACAGAAAUUGCACAAAGCAAUCCUGACAUAUAUUUCACAGAUAGAGAAGGAGGGCGCAAUUCUGAAUGCCUCUCAUGGGGCAUUGACAAAGAACGGGUUCUAAGAGGCCGGACUGCUGUUGAGGUCUAUUUUGAUUACAUGAGAAGCUUUCGUGUCGAACUCGAUGAGUUUUUUGUGGAUGGAAUCAUCUCUGAGAUUGAAAUUGGAUUAGGUCCUUGUGGGGAGUUACGCUAUCCUUCUUAUCCUGCAAGGCAUGGUUGGAGAUAUCCUGGUAUUGGCGAAUUCCAGUGUUAUGAUAAAUACUUGAUGAAGAGUUUGAACAAAGCGGCUGAAGUGAGGGGACACUUAUUUUGGGCCAAAGGACCAGAUAAUGCAGGUUGUUAUAAUUCUAGCCCACAUGAGACUGGAUUUUUCCGUGAUGGGGGUGACUAUGAUAGCUACUAUGGAAGAUUCUUCCUUAACUGGUACUCUCAGCUUUUGGUUGAUCAUGGUGAUCGCGUAUUGGCUCUGGCCAAUUUAGCUUUUGAAGGCACUAGCAUUGCUGCAAAGUUAUCAGGAAUUCAUUGGUGGUAUAAAACAGCUAGCCACGCUGCUGAGCUGACCGCUGGGUUCUACAAUCCAUCGAAUCGUGAUGGCUAUGCUCCAAUUGCAGCGAUGUUGAGGAAGCGUGGCGCUGCCAUGAACUUUACGUGUGUUGAAUUGCGAACAUUGGACCAGCAUGAAGACUUUCCAGAGGCAUUGGCAGACCCUGAGGGAUUAGUUUGGCAGGUGCUAAAUGCUGCAUGGGAUGUUAGCAUACCAGUUGCAAGUGAAAAUGCACUUCCAUGUUAUGACAGAGAAGGCUAUAAUAAGAUCUUAGAAAGUGCAAAGCCUUUCAAUGAUCCAGAUUGUCGGCAUUUAUCUGCUUUUACCUACCUCAGGCUCAGCCAAGUUCUCAUGGAGAAACACAACUUCUUAGAAUUUGAACGAUUUGUCAAGAGAAUGCACGGGGAAGCAGUUGCAGAUCUGCAAAUUAUUCUCGAAGACGGCACAGAAUUGCAGGGGAUAGAUGGCCAGGUCACUGUUUAAGAGCAUUAUAUGGUAGUACCAGACAUUUUAGACUCCAAAUGUUAAGAGGCAUAAAGGCAUCGCAUGCAACAAGAUUUCAAAUAUGAAGAUUUACGACCAGAAACAUGCUCCUUAGAGUCGGACAAGAAUAUCAAAUUUAAACUACAGGAAUCAAAGAAGCUGAUUUUGUAUGUACAUAUUGCACGCAGCUAGCACUUGUGUCAAGGAAUAGGACAUCACGGGAAAUCCACAACAUGUAUUUCUUUUUUUCAUUCAUUUUUAUCAUGAAUGAUAUAUUCAUCCA